AUGGCGUUGUCUAUCGUGCGAUUAGGAUUAAGAUCUGUAAUUAAUUUCGAAAGAAAUGCAGCUGUAAUAUCUGUGACCAGUGUCCCUAAACAAUUAAAAUUAAUCCACACGAAACCAGCGUGUAAUGGCAGCGUAUGCUACUUAGCAGAUCUCCCCCGAGACAGUGAACUCCGAUCAGACAGAGGAUCCGCACUCCGGAGGUACAGCAAGCACCACGGACGUCCCGAGGAGGACCGGCGGAAACAGUCUGAUAGCGACUCCGAUUCGGAUUCUGAUACAGAAUGCAAGGGAUAUGAUCGAACGGAGUUCUGGCGUCGUAAGAUGCGCACAGUUCACAACAUCCUGGACGUGGACAAGGAUGGUCUGAUCUCAUUCAACGACUUCAUACUCUUUGCUGAGCGGUUCAAGUCUCUAGGACAUCUCACGAACCAGCAGGCGGAGGAAUUCACCAGUAUUAUCAAGCUAACAUGGGAGGAGCAGUGGGGUGCAAUAGACCCGUACAACUUCGUCACAGUGGAACAGUAUCUGGAGGACAUGCAUCAUGUACUGAACGACAAGUCGCUGAAGAAGAGGGCGUACCGUUGGCUGCCGUAUUUGUUUAAAGCGGUAGAUAAGGAUAAGUCCGGCUUCAUAUCAGUCCACGAGUUCAAGCUGUUCUUCAAGUGCUUGGGGCUGGACAAUGAGAAGGCAGCUGUCGCCUUCGCAGUCAUAGACGUUAACGGGGAUGGCAAGCUAUCACAAAAAGAAUUCGUGAAGUUAGGAAAAGAAUUCUUCUGCACAGAAGAUGAGAAGAAAGUGUCCAAAAUGUUCUGGGGACCACUAAUCCACUAA
Spodoptera littoralis (African cotton leafworm) is the source of this 831-nucleotide messenger RNA. Lineage: Eukaryota; Metazoa; Arthropoda; Insecta; Lepidoptera; Noctuidae. The record is from the annotation of a GenBank genome assembly.